UCAGCCCCGGGAAGCGGCGGCGGCGGCGGCGGCAGAGGGGCCGGGCGGGCGGCCGGCGCCGCUGCCCCAUCUCCGGCGAGGAAGCUCCCCGGCGGGCGGAGCGCACGGCCCACGCUGGCCGCCUCGCCGCUCAGGAUGGCCCGGAAGGUGCCCCGGGCGGAGGUGUGCGCCGACUGCAGCGCCCCAGACCCCGGCUGGGCAUCCAUCAACCGUGGAGUGCUGGUUUGUGACGAAUGUUGCAGCGUCCACCGCAGCCUGGGGCGCCACAUAUCCAUCGUCAAGCACCUCCGACACAGCCCCUGGUCUGCUACACUCUUGCAGAUGGUGCACACACUUGCCAGCAAUGGUGCCAAUUCUAUAUGGGAACACUCGUUGCUUGAUCCGGCGCAAGUCCAGAGUGGGCGGCGCAAGGCAAAUCCCCAGGACAAAGUUCACCCCACCAAGUCGGAGUUCAUUCGUGCCAAAUACCAGAUGCUGGCCUUUGUCCACAAGCUUCCGUGCCGUGAUGACGAUGGUGUGACAGCCAAGGAUCUCAGCAAGCAGUUGCAUUCAAGUGUCCGGACAGGAAACCUGGAGACCUGUUUGCGCCUGCUUUCUCUGGGGGCUCAAGCCAACUUCUUCCACCCGGAGAAAGGAACCACCCCUUUGCACGUGGCUGCCAAAGCAGGGCAGAUCCUUCAAGCUGAGCUGCUCGUGGUGUACGGAGCUGACCCCGGGGCCCCCGAUGUGAACGGCCGCACCCCCAUUGACUAUGCCAGGCAGGCAUCCCAGCACGAGCUGGCAGAGAGGCUGGUGGAGUGCCAGUAUGAACUUACAGACAGGCUGGCUUUCUAUCUCUGUGGGCGCAAGCCAGACCACAAGAAUGGGCAUUACAUCAUUCCGCAGAUGGCCGACAGCCUGGACCUCUCUGAAUUGGCAAAGGCAGCCAAGAAGAAAUUACAAGCGCUUAGCAAUCGUCUCUUUGAAGAAUUGGCCAUGGACGUCUAUGAUGAAGUGGACCGUCGGGAAAACGAUGCAGUGUGGCUCACCACACAGAACCACAGCACCCUGGUGACGGAGCGCAGCGCUGUGCCCUUCCUGCCGGUGAACCCCGAAUACUCGGCAACACGCAAUCAGGGUCGGCAGAAACUUGCCCGCUUUAAUGCCCGGGAAUUUGCCACCCUUAUAAUCGAUAUCCUGAGUGAGGCAAAGCGUCGGCAGCAAGGCAAAGGCUUGGUCAGUCCCACAGAGCCUCUAGACGCCUCUCUGCACGGCCCCAGCGACGUUGAUGACCAGCACGACUACGACAGCGUUGCCUCAGACGAAGACCCCGACCAGGAGCCCCUGCGAGGGGGCAACGCCGCUCGCAAUAACCGGGCACGGAGCAUGGACUCUUCCGACCUCUCAGACGGGCCCAUCACUCUGCAGGAGUACCUGGAGGUGAAGAAGGCCUUGGCUGCUUCGGAAGCCAAAGUGCAGCAGCUCAUGAAAGUGAACAAUAGCCUCAGUGACGAACUGCGGAGGUUGCAGAGAGAGAUUCACAAGCUGCAGUCGGAGAACAUGCAGAUCCGUCAGCAGGCAGGGGUGGUCCACCCGGUUGCACCCCCUCCCAGCGAGCGCUCCGAGCACAGCCACAUCGCUUCGCCUGCCACGGGAGCCCAUCGGCGUGACCGCCACGCAUUCUCCAUGUACGAGCCGGGCACCAGUGCGUUGAAGCCCUUUGGGCAGCAACCAGUGGAUGAUCUGGUGACCCGCCUGCAGCCGUUCCACCCUGGGGAGGUGGACGAUGAGUCGGUGUAUUCUGCGCAUAAUCCGGCCAGCAUGUACCGGAUCCGGAAAGGGGGCUCAGUCUCAUCUAUGCCUUUUCCUCCAUCAUCUCCACUGCUAUCAUGCCAAGCGGACAGUGGACGUCACAUGCCUGGGAAAUUGGACCGCCAUGGCAGUGGUACGGACAGUGAUUAUGACAAUACGCAGGGAGGGGAUCUGCCGCUCAGUAUGGAUGGGAAGCGCUUCUUAGACCUGGGCAAGGAUGACGACUUGCACCCGGAAACGGAGCCUCUGGAAGGUGACCUGGAUCCGGGGCUGCCCAGCACAGAGGACGUCAUCCUGAAGACGGAGCAAGUCACCAAGAACAUCCAGGAACUGCUGCGCGCUGCUCAGGAGUUUAAGCACGACAGCAGCUUCGUCCCCUGUUCGGAGAAAAUCCACACGGCCGUCACGGAGAUGGCAUCGCUUUUUCCUAAGAAGCCAGCUCUGGAGACAGUGCGCAGCUCCUUGCGCCUCCUCAAUGCAAGUGCGUACCGGCUGCAGAGCGAGUGUCGCAAGACUGUGCCCCCAGAGCCUGGGGCCCCAGUGGACUACCAGCUCUUGACACAGCAGGUCAUCCAGUGUGCCUAUGACAUUGCCAAGGCAGCCAAGCAAUUGGUCACCAUCACAACCCGCGAGAAGAAGCAGUAAACGGGGCGUCUGUCUUUCCUUGACCCUGUGGCCACUCGCAAGUGUCAUGUGCCAGCCCAGCUCUGGCAAAAAGCUGGAGAAUUAACUGCACUUCGAGACUGUAAAUAAGUGGGAACUGGACGCCCCCCCCCCACCAAGGGAGCACGGAGUGGUGUUGGUUGCCCUGUGCGGUGAGGAAGAAGUUGUCAUGUAAAUACUCCAUCUCCCCCCCCUUAAGUGGAACCCCCCCUGGGGGGAAUUGAAGCCUAGCCCCCGCCUGCUCUUUUUCCCCCAACCCCCUUAUAUAUAGUGCGUAGAACUGUAUGUAUCUGUCCCCUCCCCCAAUCCGUGUGUGUGCCCACAUAUUUUAUAUAUAUAAAAUAUGUGUGUAUAUAGAUCUCUCGCUAUAGAAACAUCAAACUGUAUUUAUCUCAUGGACCCCCUCCCCCCAAAUAGUGUUAACACUGGAAUAGCAACCUCUGGGUGCUGCAGCAAUCAGAUAAGCCCCCCCCCCCCCGUUCUUCCCUCUGGGAUUGGAUGCUCUCAUCAGCAUGGGGCGGGGUCUGCUUUCAGCAUGGGGCACACGCACACCUUGGCUGGCACUACAGGCAGCCCCAUUCCACCCCCUACCCCCAAGCUCUUAAGGGCGAUGGCAGAUGCCCACUGGUUAAACACGGUGGGGCGUGGGGGGGCCUUUUGUGCCCAGCCGAAAUGAGAAGCGGCUGCAGCAGCAUCUGAGAAACUGUGCUGGAAUCUUGUUUGUUCUGUAAAUUUGUAUCAAAUAAAGAUGUGAACCUGG
Molecule: messenger RNA, 3214 nt
Organism: Eublepharis macularius
Lineage: Eukaryota; Metazoa; Chordata; Lepidosauria; Squamata; Eublepharidae
Gene: GIT1
Product: GIT ArfGAP 1
Exons: 21
Coding region: 136-2436 (766 amino acids)
Biological process (GO): regulation of ARF protein signal transduction; brain development
Molecular function (GO): GTPase activator activity; protein binding
Source: RefSeq, a predicted model, not a curated record